Messenger RNA from Daphnia magna, 1436 nucleotides. Its product is annotated as dnaJ homolog subfamily C member 28. NCBI's taxonomy places the organism in Eukaryota, Metazoa, Arthropoda, Branchiopoda, Diplostraca, Daphniidae. The transcript has 6 exons. Bases 132 to 1292 code for a protein of 386 amino acids. The record is from RefSeq and is a predicted model, not a curated record.
AUUUACAUUGGGAAUAUAUAUAUCGGCAGGACAUUUCUUCUCGCCCUCGUUGCACAGCGCAAAACAUUUGAAACCAAAUCAUAUGCAAAAUUAGGUGUGCACAACUUCAAUUACAUAACAGCUGUACCACAAUGAUUCUUCUCAAGGGAUGCAAAACGCCCCUUCAGUGGUUGUCUGCAACCAACAUACGAAAAAUCGUAACAAGCAUUUCCGUUAAUCAACAAACAUUCCCCGUGGAUUACCAAGUGUGCUAUAAGGUUCUUGGUUUACAUGAAAAUUGCAGUCAGGAAGAACUGAAGGCAGCUUUUGUGGGCUUGGCUAAGAAACAUCAUCCUGACAGUAGUCAAGAAGCUGAUUCAGCAAAAUUCCAACUGAUUGAAAAUGCAUACAGAAAGCUCCAAGAAAAAUUCAGCAUUGAGAUCAAGAGAUCAGAAUCAAUGACACACAAAGACAAAAAUAUUGUGAACAAAGACAUAACUCAAGAAGAUAGUGAACACAAUCAAGAACAUGAUAUUGAACAUACAGCCCCACAACACAGGCAAUUCCUCAAUUAUGAAGGCAUUGGGCAGGGUACACCUUUUCAAAGAGAGAAGCAAUACCAAAGACAUCAGGUCAAGAAAGCAGUUGAGAAUAUGUAUAAUCAUCGUAUUUCCCAAAUUCCCAACACCGAAGAGAAUUCACUUGUUCAGAAAGAUAAAAGAGCAGCAAAGAAAUCAAAAAUCAGGCAUGGAAUCGAUCGAUUAGUGGAAGAUUUAAUUCAAGAAUCCAUAGCAAAAGGUGAAUUCACUAAUUUAAAAGGGACUGGGAAACCGCUUGCAAAUCAGAACCACAACCCUUAUAUUGACAUCGUUACGCACAAAAUAAACCAGGUAUUGAUAGAAAACGGAUUUUCUCCACAAUGGGUGAUGCUGGAAAAGGAUAUUCGAUCCGAAAUAACAAAUCUAAAGUUAAGACUAGAAGAAGAAAGAAGGAAACUAGGCAAAAUCCCUUUGAAGGAAAGCGAAAAGCUUGUAUGGAACAAAUUACUCGACGUGCUAAGUGAUGACGUAAAACAAAUCAAUAAGAAAAUCAACGACUAUAAUUUAAUCGUACCUCUUCUGAGUAAGCAAAUGGUACACGUGAACCUGGAAAAAUUGUCAGAAAAAUUUCUGAAGGAUUAUCCUUCCUUGGAUUUAACUGUGGCAGAAAAAAAAGUUAACAAAGAGUGUCGUCAAGAUCAACGUUCUACUAGCACCGAACCGUGCCUGUUUGAUUUGUUGAAUUCUUUGUGGAAAAGCAAGUAUGACUACUAACUGCGUCUAAAUUUUAUUUGCUUUUUUUUAGAUUGUAAGGUUCCAUGACGACAUAGUAUUAUAUCAUUUCUUCUAUAGUUAAAAUCCCAAAAUGCACAAAGGAGGAAAAACGUAUGGUCCCUAAAAGAAACGAUUAGUGCUCUA